Sinocyclocheilus grahami is the source of this 4332-nucleotide messenger RNA. RefSeq names its product potassium voltage-gated channel subfamily H member 2-like. NCBI's taxonomy places the organism in Eukaryota, Metazoa, Chordata, Actinopteri, Cypriniformes, Cyprinidae. Gene Ontology annotation, biological process: regulation of ventricular cardiac muscle cell membrane repolarization; regulation of heart rate by cardiac conduction; potassium ion transmembrane transport. Gene Ontology annotation, molecular function: inward rectifier potassium channel activity. The transcript has 14 exons. Gene Ontology annotation, cellular component: plasma membrane. The record is from RefSeq and is a predicted model, not a curated record. Bases 214 to 3579 code for a protein of 1121 amino acids.
CGAGGCUGCGCGCACUGACAGAUUCAAAGCGUAAUUACUGUGUGUGAGACUUUAAAGAGGCUAGUGUUGCUUUUACGUCGAUGAGCCUGUAAAUGUAAAGCUUGUGUGCAUGUGUGAGUCCUGGCGGCGCAGUCAAUAUCUCUCUCUUAUUGAAAACAAACACAAGCUGAGGCGGAACUUGCAGAACUUUUUGCCCCACUAAGCUAGGACAUAAUGCCUGUUCGACGGGGACACGUUGCGCCUCAGAACACCUUCCUGGACACCAUCAUUCGGAAAUUCGACGGUCAAAAUCGCAAAUUCAUUAUCGCCAAUGCUCGAGUUGAAAACUGCGCCAUUAUUUUCUGCAAUGAUGGUUUUUGUGGCAUGUGCGGCUACACACGUGCAGAGGUCAUGCAGAAGCCGUGUACCUGCAGUUUUCUGUAUGGACCGCGUACUGGACGACCAGCGGUGGCCCAGAUGGCCAAAGCCUUACUAGGCUCUGAAGAAAGGAAAGUGGAGAUCUCCCUAUAUAGGAAAGAUGGUGUGUGUUUGCCGUGCUUUGUGGAUGUGGUUCCAGUUAAGAAUGAGGAUGGCUUAGUCAUCAUGUUCAUCCUGAAUUUUGAGCUUGCAGAUCAGCAGGACAGACCCCUCGACAGCUCACCAGGCAGAGAGAUCAACCACAAACAAACCAUCCCAUGGCUCUCUAAAGCAAGAAGACGGCGUCUCAGGUUGCCUCUGCUGCGCUCCCUGAGUGGCAGUAAACAGUCUGUGAAUGAAGAUUCUGAAAAAGGCUACAUGCAGCCGAUGCCCCAUAUGGGCCAUGAGUCAGUAGCCCUGGACAAACUGCUCUCCCUGCCUGACCGCUCUGCACUGGGAGGAUCUCAGCUGUUUUUGUGGGAAGAUAAGGCACAGAAUGAGCCUGAAAGUGAGCCAAGGCCAUCAGAAGCGUCCCCUCCCCUGCCUCAGGGCUUCUCUCAGUCCUCCCCUCGUCUGCACAACCUCACCUCAGAGGCAUCUCCAUCCAGCUGCAGCAUGGCACACAGCCGCUCCUGCGAGAGCCUGUGUGGCAUGCGGCCCUCACCCUCCACCAAUGACUUCAACUGGGACAGGAAGCUGCCCGUCAGACCCAGUAGCACAGGUGCCAUGCACCGCAAAGCCAGCUUGCAGAAUGCUACUUCCGAUUCAGAUCCCAUUCGGCUCCGGACCUCAGCUCAGGGCCCCCGAAUAUCACACACCUUAAUAGAUAUGAAGCCAGACCCCUUAAUCGCUGUUCCACCGGGUGAGAUUGACAUCAUCGCCCCCUGCAAACUGAUAGACCGGACCCAUAAUGUGACAGAGAAAGUCACUCAGGUGCUGUCUCUGGGUGCAGAUGUCCUUCCUGAGUAUAAGCUCCAGGCUCCCCGAAUCCACAAAUGGACCAUUUUACACUACAGCCCCUUCAAAGCAGUCUGGGACUGGGUCAUCUUGCUGCUGGUCAUCUAUACGGCGAUCUUUACACCUUAUUCGGCUGCGUUCCUGCUCAGCGAUGAGGAAGAGGCUGCCAUGCAGCGCUGCGGCUACUCUUGCAGUCCACUCAACGUGGUGGACCUCAUUGUGGAUAUCAUGUUCAUAGUGGACAUUGUGAUUAACUUUCGCACAACCUACGUGAACAGCAACGAAGAAGUGGUCAGUCAGCCUGGCCGAAUAGCCAUCCACUAUUUUAAAGGCUGGUUCCUCAUUGACAUGGUGGCUGCCAUUCCUUUCGACUUGCUCAUUUAUCGCUCUGUGGAAGAUACGACGACUCUGAUUGGUCUGUUGAAGACUGCUCGGCUACUGCGAUUAGUGCGUGUGGCACGUAAACUCGAUCGCUACUCCGAGUAUGGAGCCGCGGUGCUCUUUCUCCUCAUGUGCACCUUUGCACUAAUUGCUCACUGGCUGGCCUGCAUCUGGUAUGCUAUUGGGAAUGUGGAGAGGAGCGGCCCGUCUCGGAUUGGUUGGCUUGAUUCUUUGGGUGAACAGCUGGGGAAGCCGUAUAAUAAGACGAAUCCUGCAUCAGGACCCUCUAUUAAAGAUAAAUAUGUCACUGCCCUAUACUUCACCUUCAGCAGCCUCACCAGCGUGGGAUUUGGAAACGUCUCCCCAAACACCAACUCUGAGAAGAUCUUCUCCAUCUGUGUCAUGCUUAUUGGAGACACCUUGGUCCACGCUGGUGAUGUAAUUUCAGCUCUGUACUUCAUUUCUCGUGGCUCCAUUGAGAUCUUAAAGGGAGAUGUGGUUGUGGCCAUUUUGGGCAAGAAUGAUAUAUUCGGAGAGCCCAUUAACUUAUAUGCGCGUCCUGGAAAAUCAAGUUCUGAUGUGAGAGCACUGACGUACUGUGACCUGCAUAAAAUCCACAGAGAUGAUAUAGUGGAGGUCUUGGACAUGUAUCCAGAGUUCUCAGACUACUUCUGGAGCAACCUGGAGAUCACCUUCAACUUGAGAGAUACUAACACUAAAGCUGGGUCAGUGAGCAGUGACACUGAAGAUUCUGACCAUGGCUGUCUUGACCAUCACACACGAAGAGCAAAGCUGUUCUUCCAGUCCAAAAGAAACUCUAUGCCACAAGUAGCAGAUACAGAGAAAACGGAAGAAAAUCUCAAUAAGACGACUUUCAGAACUCAGAAUUCAAGCAAGCAGCACAAGGAUAGACAAGCUGCUCAUCGGGACUCAGACAUUUUUGCCUCCCAAUUCAGCAGUGAUGAAGAGGAAGAGACCAGACGGCCCACUGCGAUAGUAGACUGCUCUCAGAGCCGUAUCACUAGUGCCAGCAGUGCUAAUAGAGACAAGAACCACAACAGCAGCAACUCUUUCAAUGCACUGUCAGGCGCUCUUUCUGGGGUUUCUAACAUCUUCAGCUUCUGGGGGGACAGUCAGGGCCAUCAGUACCAGGAAGUACCCAGCCACAGCAUGUCCUUACCCUCAUCUUCGGUGCCCUCUAAUACUGUCCUGCACAGUGUUACCCAUCGUCAUUGCACUGAGGUAGAGAAUAGACUGGAAAUGAUGCAGAGACAGCUCCACCGAUUGGAGAAGCGCAUGUCAACAGACAUGGGGGCCAUAAUGCAGUUGCUUCAGAGGCAGAUGGUGCUGGUUCCACCAGCCUACAGCUCUGUGACGUCCCCUGUAGAAGCAUCUCCAAAUCCACCCAAACCAGGCCAGAAAUUGGUCCAUCCUGUCAACCCUUUAGAGACGGAAACACCAGCCAUUCUCUCUGAGAUACUUGACCCCCACGACUUUGCUGACAGUCCCAAAAAGUCCAGUGAAAGUCUGUCAGGUGCAAUAGAGCUCCAGCUCCUGGACUCUUCCUUACAGCCCUCCUCUGAGACUCCUUCUGGGGCUUAUACGGGACGAUGGCCACAUAGCAUGGGCCACAAUGCAGCAAAUGUCCCUGAUUAUCUUACAGCUCACACUGAUCACCAACAAACAGUCAUAGCUGAUCGAGGUAGUUAUAGUUUUUUAGAUGCGGAGCCUAUUGGAACUGUUCACCAUCCACAAUCUGGACUGAGGUUAGAUUUGGAGCGUUCAAGACGCCUAUCACUGCCAGUGCAACAUCACGUAGAGGAUGAUUCCUCAAUCCAAAAAUGACAUGGUUCUAAUCCUGGGUGUUAGGAUUGAAACUUUUAUUUAGCAUCUCAGUGGAAAACAAUGCAUACAUCCUAAUGGACCACAGCAAUGUUGGCAGGAUGUUUUGUAGACCUUCUACUUCAGAUUCAUAUUAAUUACCUCAGACACUUUAACGUAGAGGCAUCAUUAAUGUCCCUGUAGUUUGGUAUAUUUGUGUUAGCUGGUCUAACGGUACUCGUGCUUUUUACCUGCCUCUCACUGAAAACGUUUUAUUUAUUUUACGAAAGUGUUCUCUCGUUAUUUUGAGGUGUCAGUGUAAUAAUUUGUAUUAGCAUAUCAAUUUUUUUAACAGUGUGGUUUUGUGUUGAAUUGAUUGUCUGUUUAGAAGUCUUGGACAUAUUGUAGCAAUACACUGGAAAGUCCCAUCGGAGUGUGAUUUAUUAGGGUUUAAAUGGUCGUUUGGAAAUUUUAUCUCAGGUGGAGAUAAAGCUCAUCUCUAGUAGCUGAAAUACCUCAGAGUGAGUGAUUCCAGGGAACACCGGUGAAUCCUGCUGAAUAACAUGCUGGUAGUUUACGUGACUGAAAGCAUGUGUUUAUAUCUUUCAAGGCCAUCCAUUGCACAGAUUGUCCCUUGUGAAUAUGUUAUCACUCUAAAUAUUUAAUCAUCAGUUUGGCCAAAGGGUCAAAAUGUGUUAAAUGUGAUUUAGAUAGGUUAUGAAUGAAAAUCUAUUUUGAUCAUAAUCCAUAUCAUUAGUGCAAUUAGUGUUGAAAUAU